Messenger RNA from Eremothecium gossypii ATCC 10895, 1032 nucleotides. It is a transcript of the gene KRR1, whose product is annotated as ribosome biosynthesis protein KRR1. The transcript has a single exon. Gene Ontology annotation, cellular component: small-subunit processome; nucleolus. Lineage: Eukaryota; Fungi; Ascomycota; Saccharomycetes; Saccharomycetales; Saccharomycetaceae. The record is from RefSeq and is marked provisional. The coding region runs from base 1 to 1032 and encodes 343 amino acids. Gene Ontology annotation, molecular function: RNA binding.
AUGGUUUCGACUCACAACAAGGAUAAGCCGUGGGAUACCCCCGAUGUCGACAAGUGGGCAAUCGAGGAGUUCAAUCCGGAGGACAACGCGUCCGGUCUGCCAUUUGCAGAGGAGUCCAGCUUUAUGACACUUUUUCCGAAGUAUAGAGAGACGUACCUGAAAUCAAUAUGGAAGGAAGUUACACGUGCCCUAGAAAAGCAUCAUAUUGCGUGCGAGCUGAACCUAGUCGAAGGUUCGAUGUCUGUCAAGACGACGCGCAAGACCUACGAUCCUGCGAUCAUCCUGAAGGCGCGCGACCUGAUUAAACUGCUGGCGCGGUCAGUCCCGCUUCCUCAGGCGAUCAAGAUUCUCCAGGAUGAUAUCGCGUGCGAUGUCAUCAAGAUUGGAAACAUAGUUGCCAGCAAGGAGCGCUUUGUUAAGCGGCGGCAGCGUCUUGUCGGCCCUAAUGGUAACACCCUUAAGGCGCUGGAGUUGCUCACUAAAUGCUACAUUCUAGUCCAGGGUAAUACAGUCAGUGCCAUGGGGCCCUAUAAGGGUUUGAAGGAGGUCCGGCGUGUGGUAGAAGAUUGUAUGCGCAACAUCCACCCAAUCUACCAUAUUAAAGAGCUGAUGAUCAAGCGCGAACUGGCUAAGCGGCCGGAGCUGGCAGAAGAGGACUGGUCUCGAUUCUUGCCUAUGUUUAAGAAGCGUAAUGUCGCCCGGAAGAAGCCAAAGAAGAUCAAGGAGAAGAAGGUCUACACACCUUUCCCACCUGCCCAGCUACCUCGGAAGGUUGAUUUGGAAAUUGAAACGGGUGAGUACUUCUUGAGCAAGAAGGAAAAGGAAGCGAAGAAGCUCGAGGCGCGCCGCGCUCAGCAAGCGGAGAAGCAGUCUGAGAAGGAGAAAGAGCGGGCAAAGGACUACAUUGCUCCUGCAGAACCGGAAUACAGUCCUGAGGAAAAGAAGGAGAAGAAGAAGGACGCAAAGAGAAAGAAGGAUACUGAGGAUGAAACGACACAUCCUAAGAAAAAGAAAAGUAAGUCAAAGCAUUAA